AUGUCACUAAUCAGUGACCCAGACUAUCUCAUUCAUUCCCUGCGCCUGAACUAUCUGCGCAACGUUGAUGACCCCUACGGACCCCGCCUCAUCUCGCUCGAUCCUUCAUACGAUGCGAACCCCUACAUCUACGCCGCGGGCCUCUCCGACGUCGAGAAAUGGCCCGAGCUCGCCGUGCCGUCCAGUCCCGCGCCAAGCGACGACGAAGGCGACCCAAGCAGGCCCGGAGGGCGGAAGUUCGGCGCGACGGGCUUGAAGUACACCACGACGAUCAUGGGCCCGAGCAGGGUGGGUGGGAUGGGCUUGCGGGUGAAUGGGAAGAGGGCGUCGGCAGCAUCCAAGAACUCGUAUAGGUUCUCGAUCCGCUCGGCGACGGAGGUGGGCCCGAGCGUGCCCCCUGGGGAGAAGAGCGCCAUGGAGGCAGCGCAGGACGCACCAGCGUCACCAUCGAAGCGCAGCGCGGCGGACGGGCCGGAUGGGGCUGCUAAUGGUAUGUUUGCGCCUGCCUCCGACACGACUGCUGGUGCAGAGGAGCAGAAGGAGCCGCAGAAGACUAUAUCGCCGGAGUUCCACCCUCGAUUCAAGGGCGCGGCGGAGAUGGAGGCAAGACGCAAGCUGCGGAUGCUCGCGAGGGCGCAGCCGCCUCCUACGGCGGCCCGCCCUCCACCAUCGACCCAGUACAUCUACCCGGAGCUGUCGUCCUCGGAGGAUGAGUCGGAGGAUGAUGUGGACGAAGACAUACCGGAGGACGAGGAUGAAGAUGAGUUCGAUAUGGUUCCGGAAGUGGACGACGCAAUCGACAUAGAUGGCGAGGAAUUCGAUCCUGACUUCGCAGCAAGUCGUGGCCUCAGCGGAGACCUCGACAUGCACACUGAUAGCGAUGGCGUCUCCAUCAUGUCCGGCACCAACUCCAUCAUGUCCACCUCCGAGGCGUCCUCCAUGGUCGGCUCCUCGCUGCCCCAAGGCAGCAGCUCUCGUGUGCGCAGCCGACUUAGCCCUGUGCGGGAGGGCCGGCACAGCGAGGAGACCUCCGUCGAAGCGCUGCCCGAGCGGCCAGAGGAAUCCGCGCCCAUCGAGCUCGGCUUCGACAUGGUCAUCCCUGCGCCCAAGGCGGACAAGGCGAAGGCUCCCGGCUUCCUCGCCCCGCCGACCAAGCGGGCGUUGGGCCCCUCGAGCGCGCCGGGCGAGAACCCAUUCGCGCGUCGCCCCGUCCCGUCUGCGCGCCCGGGCCAGUCCGCGCUGAGCGCGAUGCUCGCGGAAUCGUCGGGCUCGUCGUCGAGCAAUCCGUUCACGGAGCUUUAUAGCGCGAUCGCGGCCCGCUCUGAUUCGGAAAGUAUGGUAGUGAACGUGUACUUCCCGCAUGUGCGCAAGCCUGCGGGCAAGCCGCUCGAGCUGAAGGUGCGGAAAGACGCGUCAGUGGAGGAGGUGCUUGGCUUUGCAUUGUGUACUUACUGGGAGGAGGGGUGGUUACCGAAGAUUGACGAGGGCUUGCAGGGAGAGGAGGAUCCGAAGUGGGAGAGCAGAUGUUCGGCGGUGGGUUGGGUGAUGCGGAUUGCGGAGGAUGACGGAGAGGUGGACGAGGACUUCCCGCCGCCGGAUCGCACGGGCAGGAUAUCGAAGUUCAACUUCGAUGCUUAUGCUGUGCUUGAAGCGAGUCAAGCGCAAGUCCAACAAAACAAGGUGCUCGAGUCCAAGAUCCAGCGGCGCGCUUCCCGCAUCGUCAUCAAGAAGAAGAAAUCCACAGGCCUGCUCAACAACAUCGGGGCGGCGAACGCCCUCGCACUACCAACCGAAACGCUGCUCGGGACGAGCGCCGGCCUGAGCUCGCUCGCGUCCUCCUUGGGCAUGUUCCCCAGCUCACUCGGCCCCUCGACGAGCCACGGCCCGCCCCAGUUCCUGCGGAUCAGGAUUGCGGACACGGCGGAUGCGGGGCACGUCUCGACGACUAUCCAAGCCUCUGGUGGCAUGUACAUGGCGGAGGUGCUCGAAGCGGUCUGCCAGAAGCGCAAGCUGAGCAACCCGAAGGACUACGCGCUCGUGCUUGACCACGGCGCGAUGAAGGUGUACAUCCCACUGGACCGGACGGUGAAGAGUCUGCAGGGCAAGCGCGACCUCAUCCUCAUGAAGCGGACCAUGCUCCAGAACUACGGGGUUGAGAUGAAUACGGGCUCGGGGAGGACGACGGAUCCGAAUGCGUCUAUCCUCAAGCGGCAAUCGGAAGUCAUCGACACGCCGUUCAACUCGAUAUUCGACCCGACAAAUGCGUAUAAGAAAUAUACUGUGUACCGCAAGGUUCCUAUGCUGGUCACGCGCAGCGCACGGUUGCUCGCUAUCGACGGAGGCUACCUUCACAUCAUACCCAUGUCGAACAAGGCCAAGCACGUCUUCGAGAGCGGCAAGACAUCCUCGUACCACCUCAAGAGUGUUGUAGCCUGUCAGCAGUCGAGCAAAAACAGCUCCACGUUCAAGCUAGUCGUCCGCGGCAACGCGGAGAGGAAUAAACGCUAUGACUUUGAGGCUGAGAGCGCCAAGCUAGCUGCCGAGAUCGUGCAAACAAUACGGUCACUGAAAGUGGCAAUGGAGAGGCCCGGGACCAUCAAACAGUCGCGCAGGAGUAGGCAUGUCGGAUAG
Molecule: messenger RNA, 2631 nt
Organism: Fomitopsis serialis
Lineage: Eukaryota; Fungi; Basidiomycota; Agaricomycetes; Polyporales; Fomitopsidaceae
Product: stress-activated map kinase interacting protein 1-domain-containing protein
Exons: 10
Coding region: 1-2631 (876 amino acids)
Biological process (GO): TORC2 signaling
Cellular component (GO): plasma membrane; cytoplasm; TORC2 complex
Molecular function (GO): phosphatidylinositol-4,5-bisphosphate binding
Source: RefSeq, a predicted model, not a curated record